Molecule: messenger RNA, 495 nt
Organism: Humulus lupulus (European hop)
Lineage: Eukaryota; Viridiplantae; Streptophyta; Magnoliopsida; Rosales; Cannabaceae
Product: blue copper protein 1a-like
Exons: 2
Coding region: 1-495 (164 amino acids)
Cellular component (GO): plasma membrane
Molecular function (GO): electron transfer activity
Source: RefSeq, a predicted model, not a curated record
AUGGCCUCAUCACCAAACAAAUUUCUUCUUAUCCUUGCCAUUGCGACGAUUCUGCUGCCCUCAAUUGCUGUUGCGACAGAAUAUGUGGUCGGAGGAGAUGCGAUUGGCUGGAAACCUAACUUCAAUUACACUGAUUGGGCCAAAGAUAAAAUGUUCAUGGUUGGUGAUACUUUAGUAUUCAAAUACGACCCUACAAAGCAUGAUGUGUACAAAGUGAACGGUACUGCGUUCAGCGAGUGCGUAACCCCACCUGGCGCAGAAGUAUUGAAGAGUGGAAACGACAUCGUUACACUGAAGAGCGCCGGAAACAAAUGGUACCUUUGCAGCACCCUAGGUCACUGUGCUAAUGGCCAAAAGCUUAAGAUUACUGUUAUGGACAUGAUGAGUGCACCUCAACCAUCCCCUAACGCUGCUCCUCCCAACGUUUUCGUUGGAUUUUUCCAAAUCUUCGUCUCACUCGCCAUCGUCAUCCUCCUUUCAUCUUAUGCUACUUAA